AAUAAAAUUUGUUUUAUUUACAAUUAAGGAAUCAACAACAACCGUAAGCGUGCUUUAUAAGUUGAAUUGUUUAUUAAUUUGGGACCGUUCUUAACUAUUGAAGAGCGUAUUCUAAAAAUGCGACAGGACUUAAAGCUUUGCAGGCUUUGUGCGAAGUCUAGCAAAAAUAUGCCCACAAUUUCGCUCUUUGAGCGAAGUCGAAAAGUGGUGCUUCGAAGGAUUUUCCAACUUACUAGUAUCAAGUUAAAAAAAAUCAGCAAUAUUCCAGCGGUAAUGUGUUCUGAUUGUGAGACCGAAUUGAAUCGAGCCUAUGAAUUUCGUGAGCGCUGCAUCAAUGCACAUGCAUAUUUUUCCAGUGCAGAAUAUAAGACACACAUUGGUCAGACUCAUGAUAGAAAAGAUAGGUGCAGUAAAAAUAAAACGACAGAGGCAGAUCCUACUUUAGUAAAAGUAGAGCUGUUGCCAUACGCGCAAGAUGCCAUAUGUGAAAGAGGAGAUUUGGAAAUGGUUCCGGAAAGGAAGCCCAAGGAGGAACUUGAAACUGCAGACGCUGAAAGGGAAUUUAUAGCUCUCAAUGAAGAUGUAAUUAUUCAUGACAUAUAUAAAGAUGCAGAAGUGAAUCUUGUGGAUCAGUCAAUGGAAUAUACAGCACACAAAUUAUUGCAAUGUGAUAAAAUGGAAGCAAAAAUUGAAAUAGAAACGAAAGAUCCUAUAGAUGCAAAAAACAGAGCAGCAAUAGUUAAGCCAAAAAAAGUAGGUAAAGCGUUUAUAUAUGAGCCUGGAGGAGAUGAUCCAACGGCAAUCCAUCUGAAGAUUGAAUCUAAGGGCGAACGGAAGAACAAAACAAAGACGUACAUAUGUGAUCAAUGCGGUAAUCAUUUUAAGUAUCGUAGCCAUUUCUACUCGCAUAUUACACGGCAUACAGGCGUAAAACCUUUACAAUGCGAGGUUUGUCCAAAUAAAUUUUUUACUGAAGGCGAACUAAAGCGACACAUGCGUCGGCAUACCGGUGAACGUCCAUUCCCUUGUCAACACUGCGAGCGACGUUUCACCGAUUAUAGCACACGAAUCAAGCAUGAACGCACUCAUACCAACGAACGUCCAUUUGUGUGUCCACAAUGUGGUAAAGCUUUCACAACAUCUUAUGUGUUAAAAAAUCACAUGCUUGUACAUACUGGCGAACGCUCCUUCAAGUGUACUCUUUGCAAUAAAUCUUUUCAACGUCAAACUCAUCUCAUCGUGCAUACUCGUUCCUUGUCACACAAACAAAAUUUUGAACGUGAACAACACAAGUUGACACAGCAGGCAAGUGAAGAAAUGAGAUCGCUUUCCUCACAGUUAUCAACCAUGAAUACUUCUUCCGUAGACGAGAAGCAGACAAAAAGGAAAAUUUACAACUGCAUGCCGGUAAUGGAAAUCAGCAUUAAGUGGAACGUUUGCCGCAUCUGUCUGGCAGAGGAGCGACGAAAUUAUGCAAAAUAUAAUUUGAUUGAUUCUAAAAUUGCCAAACAAAUUUAUGAUAUUGCUGGGGUGCAGAUGGAUACGAGCGACAACUUACCAGAUAAGAUUUGUCGUAAAUGCUUGCUUUUGCUAAAAUAUGCUUGCCACUUUAGUACAACCUGCCGAAAUUCGGACGAAUAUUUGCAUUCAGUUAUUCAAAAAACAAAAUCUGCUACAUCUAUGCUAAAAAUGGAUAAACGUAGGGAGCGUUCUGUGGAGUUACUGGAAGAAAUGUUUAACGAAGAUGCUGAGGUGAUUUCGCCAAAUGAAGGAGACGAAGAGCAACGGGAAUCAGCAACUGUGGUACAAUUAAACAAAAAUGAUAUUAAAUUGGCAAGUUCCACAGUAUCACCGGAAAAAAUUGGUGAUUGCGAAAAUGAUGAUAGAGUGUAUCAAACUCAAUUGCUGAGGACUAUUCCAAGCACAUCCACAGUUUUAAGAAUACAGCAAUCUAAUAGUACAUUCGGCGUCACAGGCACUACUACAAGCUAUGUGAUAACCAAAGAGGAUAACAAAAAAGUUGGUAAUAAUUCUGUGACGACAUCAAAUAAGAAAUAUAACAAAAUCCACAAAGAAGGAAAAAAUUAUGACCAUGACUACAUAGACCAAGAAUUUGAUGAAAAUGAAUUAGAUGAUUUCGACGACAGCAAAGCAAGUUAUAAAAGACGGCCUUUGCGAGUUGGUAAAUCCAUUUCUGAAUGCAGCAUGGAUGAUUUGGGUUAUAUUGAUGGCAACGAAGAGAAACAAACCGACGCUCUGAAUAUUAUAACCGAUCACAAUGAAUGCAGUUUAAUUAAUGCUGAUAAUAAAAUAGAUGAGACAGAUAGCGCAGGUGACUGCGAUAUAAAGUUUGAAAAAGAGAAGCUAUCAUCUAACAGUGAGGAUGAACAUGUACAGGAAACAGAUGAACUGUUUUAUAUCAUCGACGAGCCUGUUAUUAAGGAGGAGGAGUCUUCAAAUCUGCAAAGUGAAGAUGUUGAUGUUGAUGCUGAUGCUGAUGCUGAAGCGGAUGAUAACAUACAGUUCAUCGAUGUUUUAGCUGGAACAGAUGCUUGUGAAUACGCAGAAGAACCAGUUUAUGACAACUGUGAAACAAACAGAUCUAUGGUGCAGUUAGAAGAAUACCUGAUAGAUGAAAGUGAUAGCGAACCUAUUGUUCAGCAAGAAUUGGAUGUAAAAGGAGAACAAACGACGGAAGAAUCUAGCAGUACGACUAUUAAAGCCAGGGAUCGAGAACAUCGUGGCUCGCCGCAUAGUCGAAGAAAAGGCAAUGAUUCUUAUAUGUUUUCCUGUGAAAUUUGUGGAAAUCAUUUCACCAGCCGUAGCCUUAGAAAUUAUCAUAUGCGUAUACACCGUAAAGAAAAAAAUUUCGAAUGCGAAUUGUGUUUCAAGCGGUUUACGGCGGCAUGUAACUUGACAGCGCACAUGCGUAUUCACACUGGAGAAAAACCAUACGAAUGCAAAUUUUGUUUACGAAGAUUUACGGAUCGUAGUACGCAUGUGAAACAUGAACGAGUGCACACUAAUGAAAAACCCUUUCAAUGCAACACAUGUGGCAAAUCAUUUGCCCUGUCCACCACGCUUCGCACACAUGAAAAGGUGCACACAAACGAAAAACCCUUCAAGUGUGAACCUUGCAACAAAUCAUUCAAACUACCUCACCAGCUUAAAUCUCAUCUGCAUACAAAUCAACAUAAAAGCAUUGUUAUGACCAACGAAUUGAAAAACUCUGAGUAUGAAAAAUGCAAUUGAAUAAAAAAAAAAACUUAGCUAUAGCCUAG
Molecule: messenger RNA, 3281 nt
Organism: Anastrepha obliqua
Lineage: Eukaryota; Metazoa; Arthropoda; Insecta; Diptera; Tephritidae
Exons: 10
Coding region: 118-3252 (1044 amino acids)
Biological process (GO): regulation of transcription by RNA polymerase II
Cellular component (GO): nucleus
Molecular function (GO): DNA-binding transcription factor activity; zinc ion binding; RNA polymerase II cis-regulatory region sequence-specific DNA binding
Source: RefSeq, a predicted model, not a curated record